UGUCCUGCAGUAACAUUGUUGUGGAACGACGUCACAGCUCGAAAAUGAAGGCGCAGACUAGGCAGCCAUUACUGGAGCUUCACUAAUUAUUUCAUUUCAAAUAAAUACUCGCCGAAAAACCCCAUGGCAAAAGCCACAAGUCAGAUGUAUGAUGUUGUGUCUAUUCAGCCCGGCGUUGUCAUCUGUACCUGUUCGCAUUCACCAAUGGUAAGAAACCACCCCGACUCCUGCUCGCCACUUGCUGUCCCGGGCGCAAGCAGCGGCAGUCACUGUAACAACAUGGACGGUUCAGCCUCUGAGGCCCGUGCCCUUGGUACCUCUAUCAGCAACCAGGGCCCAGACCGCUGCACACAGCCAGUCCAGUCUCUGCAGCCACGUAAGAAGAAGCCAGAGGACUUCAAGUUUGGCAAGAUACUGGGCGAAGGCUCCUUCUCAACAGUCGUUCUGGCAAGAGAACAAGCAACAAGCAAAGAAUAUGCAAUUAAAAUUUUAGAGAAGCGUCAUAUCAUGAAGGAGAAAAAAGCCCAGUACGUGAAAAGGGAAAGAGAUUUGAUGUCAAAUCUAGAUCACCCAUUCUUCGUCAAGCUCUACUUCACGUUUCAAGAUGACGAGAAAUUGUAUUUUGGUCUCAGCUAUGCUAAGAAUGGAGAGCUUCUGAAAUACAUUCGCAAAAUUGGUUCAUUUGAUGAGACUUGUACUAGAUUCUAUUCAGCUGAAAUAGUUUGUGCACUAGAAUAUUUACACAAGAAUGGAAUAAUACACAGAGAUCUGAAACCAGAGAAUAUUCUUCUGAGCGAAGAAAUGCACAUCCAGAUUACAGAUUUUGGGACAGCAAAACAGUUAUCGUCAGACAGUAAGCAAGCGAGAGCAAACUCCUUUGUUGGAACAGCACAGUAUGUGUCUCCAGAACUGCUAACAGAGAAAUCUGCCUGCAAGAGUUCUGACCUCUGGGCAUUGGGGUGUAUUAUCUAUCAGCUGGUGGCUGGUUUACCACCGUUCAGAGCUGGAAAUGAGUACCUGAUAUUCCAGAAGAUAAUAAAGCUGGAAUAUGAAUUCCCAGAAAAAUUCUUCCCUAAAGCCAAGAAUCUUGUGAAACAGCUUUUGUCACUGGACCCCACCAAGAGGCUUGGUUGUGAGGAGCUGGGAGGGUAUGACCCUUUAAGGGAGCACCCCUUUUUUGACACCAUUUCCUGGAGUGACCUUCACCUACAGACACCCCCAAAGCUCACCCCGUACCUGCCAGCUAUGUCUGAAGAUGAUGAGGACUGCUAUGGAAAUUAUGAUGACCUCCUGAGCCAGUUCAGCAACAUGCAGGUGGCCCAGUCCAGCUCGUCGCACUCGCUGUCGCCACAUGAAUCCACUCCGCCACAGCGGUCCAGCAGUAACAUUGAGCAGUACAUCCAUGACCUAGACAACAACUCAUUUGAACUGGACCUGCAGUUCACAGAAGAAGAGAAGCGGCUAUUACUGGUCAAACAGACCACUGGAAACCCUUGGCACCAGUUUGUUGAGAAUAACCUGAUCCUGAAAAUGGGUCCAGUGGAUAAACGAAAGGGUCUUUUUGCUCGACGGAGACAGUUGCUACUUACUGAAGGACCACACCUGUACUAUGUGGAUCCUGUCAACAAAGUGCUGAAAGGAGAGAUUCCUUGGUCCUUAGAACUGCGUCCCGAAGCCAAGAACUUCAAAACCUUCUUUGUUCAUACGCCUAACCGAACAUACUAUUUGAUGGACCCCAGUGGAAAUGCUGACAGGUGGUGCAAGAAGAUCCAAGAAGUGUGGCGAAAGAUCUAUCAAAGGCACCAAAACCCGGGCCUAUAGGAGGUCAGUUCCUCCUGUGGCCACUCCUCGGUAUCAUUGAGGCCAAUUACUGAGCAGAGUAACACCUUCUUUAGUGCCCUUCAUCACCGCAACCUAAACAAACUCUUAGACGCUGGCAUCGAGACCUUGUUUUUCUCGCUCAUUUGUCCUCCAUCCCUUCCCUAGUAGAACCAUAGGGGGCAAAAAAGUACAACUUUGGAUUCAGGGUUGCUUUGCUUGUUCUUUGUGCUCUCUGUGAAGCUUCUCUUACAUUUUUCCAUGAAUGGAUGACAAGACUGCCACCGUGCACGUCCUUGUACAUUCAGCCAAGAGAAAGAAGUGCUAGCUCGUCUGAGUAAUCCACCAAGCUAGGAUACCAAUAAGAAUCUCAUGGAAGGACUGGUUUCCCCAAUCUGUGACACCAUAACACAAAAUUCAGCUUUUGUGACACAGAUCCUAUCCUGAUAUCGUAAUUAAUCAUAGCUUAAUCCUACAUAAUGUAGAAGCUGUAGUCAGGCCCCACACAAGUGCAUAUACUCCAUAGUUGUAACAGAUACGUAAACUGAUUAAGUCUCAUGUCUGCUCAACUUAAAUCAUACCUGUUUUUGUCCACCCAAUUCUUCACAUGGUAUUUGAUUUUUCUCAUGAUUUGGUACUUGCUAACUGCAGUCCAUUUAAGCCCUCAUUAUUCCAAAGUAGUGUUGGUCUGCAGUCAGGCACGGGCUUUCCGUAAACCGCUACUGAGGAUUUAAUGCUAACAGGGCAAUUAAACAUGCCACUAGCUUGUACUUCCUAAUCAUAACUUGCUUAUCUUUCCUGCAUGGUCAGUUUUGUAGCUCAGCCUUUGCUUCUCUCUUCUAGGGCACUGGAGAGAGUUUAUAGUUUAUUAAAGUUUAAAGGUGGGUAUUUUUGACUGCAUUGGCAACCAUGGCAAAUAUUGUUGAAUGAUUUGGAUGUUCUGUACUAUUCACUGGCUAUUUCUUUGUGGUGCGAAUUCUUCCAUUUCUCUAUUUUUAUUUUGUGGGUGGGGAUUGUCUGGUCAUCUUCAGUGCAUUGUAUUGAAAACAAAAUGUUGUGUGUUGACCACCUCAUGCUGAAUCGAUAAACCUUCAACAGGGACACAUAAAAACUUGCUAUCAUUCUCGGAAGCAAUCAGAGUAAAGCUGUCAUUCCCAGACAUGAUGGGGAUUUUUUUUUUUUUUUUCUAUACACACAGCCCAAUAGAAAUUAAAAUCAAUUUAACCUGUACUGUCGUUUUAGUAAUAUGUUGUAUCAUAAUGUUUUUAAUUUUUAACAUAUUACCUUAUGGCUCUUUCAAAAGCUCCUUUUCCUACAGCUGAAUCUGUGUGCACGGUGUGUGAAUGGAGGACUUCUGGCCCCGGGGGGGUCCAGUGCUCGAUGUGGUUGGAUGUCAGUUAAAGGAUAUCCGCUUGAUCCAAAUAACUGAUGAAAUUGCUGUAUCUGUCUAUACAAGAGGAGGGCACACGCUAAAAAGUUUGUUCCCGCGUAUGAAACUAGUUUGAAUCAAGUCGAGGGCAGUCGGUUACAUUGUGUAUGGAAUACUCUACCUGGUUUGUAACUGACGAGAACUGUGAUGUACAGAUGUAUUAUUAAAAUCUGAAGCAAGUAAUGCAAUGAUAUUAGGAUACAGUUUUGUAUUUUUAUUCUUGUAUAAGGUUAUUUGAUGGCUACUGUUUAGCCUCUAGUUCAUUCUGUGUUAUUUAAAUUCUAAUAUAUGAAUCAUAUUUGGAUUGAAGUCAUGUUCAGGGGCCAUGUUGUGUAUGUAUUGAGAUGUAAAGCCUUUGAAUGUGAAUAAUUAUUGUAAACUAUAAUAUUUUACAGCUUUUUUCUUACUAUAUCAUACAUUUUCUAUUUGCUCAGUGAUUUAAUCAUAUUCUGAUAAUUUAAUGAAUCUGUUCAUUCUCUCUCUGAUUAUUUGUGCGCUAGGUCAGUAGAUGUUGAAUGAUGAAUUUUCCACUUAAUGCUUGAUAGUCCAGUAAUUAAAGCAUGUAGGGAUUUAGGCAUACAAUUAAA
This is a messenger RNA of Thalassophryne amazonica, 3834 nucleotides long. Its product is annotated as 3-phosphoinositide-dependent protein kinase 1-like. The transcript has 14 exons. Gene Ontology annotation, biological process: intracellular signal transduction; peptidyl-serine phosphorylation. NCBI's taxonomy places the organism in Eukaryota, Metazoa, Chordata, Actinopteri, Batrachoidiformes, Batrachoididae. The coding region runs from base 124 to 1821 and encodes 565 amino acids. Gene Ontology annotation, molecular function: protein serine/threonine kinase activity; ATP binding. The record is from RefSeq and is a predicted model, not a curated record.